ACUGCGUCAGAUUCGGUGAUAACACCGGCGUCGUGUGUUUGUUUACCAAGUUGAGUUUGUUGUUGUGCCCUCACGCAUUUGGUGACCUGCCAAGAUGUCAGCAAACCCAGAAAAAGACCAGAGUGAUGCUGCAAAGGGCUCAACAGAAACUUCAGAAUCUGAGGCCAGCAAUGUGAUUCAAGCUAAGGAUGCUGAAGCUGCACCAGACGCUGCUGCUACCACCACUGCCGAGGAGGCUGCCCUUGCCGCAGAUGCCUCUGCUCCUGCUGUAGAUGAGCCAGCUGCUGAGCCAGCUGCUGAGCCUGCCAGCGAGCCUGCACCUGAGCAGGCUGCUCCUCCACCUGAACCGCCAGCAGAGACUGAGGCGGCCAACAGCAAGAAGGCUCCUGCUGAGGAGGUACCCGUACCUGCCGCAGCAGCUGCUGAACAAGAAGCCACACAUGAGGUGGAAGCAGAGGCGGAGCCGGCCACCGCCACUCUGACCGGGGAAACGACGGCAGAGGACACACCGGCAGAGGCAGCCGCCAUGACUGAUGCCGCCGCCUCUGGCGCUGGGGGCGAGAAGCCGCGCGCCACCCGCUCCCGGAACCCGGCCUUUGCCGCCAAGCAGAAGAACUUCAUCAAGGAUUACAAGCGCAGCGUGGGCGGCGCGCCGGCCGCCGGCGAGAAGCGAGGAAGUGGCGGCAGCGGCGACGAAGCCAAGAAAAGACGCAAGUCGGAGGAGGAGGCGUCCGGCCCGCUGGCGAGCGGCGCAUCGCUGAACGACAACUGCUGCUGGGUGUGCCACCGCGAGGGUAAGGUGGUCUGCUGCGAGACGUGUCCGCGCGUGUUCCACCUCAAGUGCGCGCAGCUGUCGGCCGACCCGCCCGGCGACUGGGUGUGCGUCGAGUGCCGGCGCGUGGUGCAGGCAGAGACGGUGGACAACCUCAGUCCGGCCAUGAAGAUGCUCACCCACGAGCAGUUCACGCUGCUGCUGAAGCACGCCAUCGGCCGGCUCAAGGGGCUGCCUGGGGCGGAGCCGUUCAUCACCCCGGUGGACGAGGAGAAGUUCCCCAACUACAGCGAGUUCGUGGCCUGUCCGAUGGACCUGAACACGAUGGAGGAGAACAUCCAGCGCGGCCAGUACGGCUCCACCGAGGCAUUCAUUGCCGACUGCAAGUGGAUUUUGCACAACUGCAUCCUCUUCAACGGACAGACGAGUAAGCUGACGGCGCUGGCCAAGUCGCUGCUGCGCAUGUGCAAGUGGGAGAUGGAGGAGAUCGAGACGUGCCCCGACUGCUACAGCAACGCCUACCUCAGCGAGGACUGGUUCACGCUCGCCUGCCCCCACCCGCACAUGCUGAUCUGGGCGCGCCUGAAGGGAUUCCCUUACUGGCCGGCCAAGGCGGUCAAAUCGCGCGACGGGAACGUCGACUGCCGCUUCUUCGGCCGGCACGAUAGGGCCUGGGUUCCCAUCAAGGAGUGCUACUUGUUCUCCAAGGACCCUCCGUCGCCGCCCAAGAACCGCAGCAAGAGCCUGGACGCCUGCAUCGAGGAGCUGGAGGAGCACAUCCACAACCUCGAGGAGAAGUUCGGAAAGUUCGUGCACGCCAAGCCGCGCACCGUCUACGACCCGCGCAAAAUCACCGAGCACAUCAAGCAGAUGCUGCCCAACUACGAGUGCAACAUCGUGCGGCCCGACCAGGCAGAGGUGGCGAAGCGGAAGCGGGGUGGCAGUGAUCUGCAGCUGGACAAGCUGGAGAAGCUGCGCCAGCAGAAGAAGGCCCGCCGCUCUGGGCCGCCGGCGGGCGCUGCUGCGGCGGGGAAGGCCGGCGGGGACCGGGCCGGGCCGGGCGCGCCGGGCGGGCCGCCCGAGCUGCAGGCCGAGGGCGACGAGGAGAUGGAACAGGGGGAGGAGGAGGGGAUGGAGGAGAACAUGGAGGAGAUGAUGGAGGAGGUGGAGGAGGACGAGCCCAUGGACGAGGCCGCGCCCACGCCCACGCCCAAGGCCGCCAAACCGGCCCGCAAGUCGCAGGGCAAGACACCGGCCGCCGCCCCGGCGGCUGCUGCCUCUCCUGCCCCCAAGCCGGCCGCGGCGACUCCUGCCAAGGCGGCCGCCGGUACCUCUGCUAAGGCGGCUGCUCCUGCCAAGGGCACCGCCUCGGCCACUCCGGCUGCCAAGGCGGCUGCCAGUCCGGCUCCUGCGCCCGCCAAGGCGGCGGCUGCCCAGCCGGCCACGCCGGCCACCCCGGCGGCUGGCUCAAAGCCGGCGGCCAAGGCUGACACCCAGCCGGCGGCCGGCGCCAAGGCCGCUCAGAAGGCGGCCCCUGCCGCCGCCGUUGCCACUCCAGUGAAGGCAGUGGCGUCUCCGGCGGUGGGCACUGGUCAGCGGCUGGUCAAGGUCAACCCGACCGGCCCCCCGCCCGGCGGCCUGACUCGGCCGGCCAUCCUGCGUGCCCCGCAGUCGCGGGCCCGGGCCAGCCCGGUGCCGGUCCGCACCAACGGAGUAGACGUGGCCAUGUCGCCGGCGGCGGCUGUGCGACAGCAGCAGCUGGCGCAGCAGUCGCCGCAGCAGCGGCAGCAGCGCGGCAGCCCGGCCACCCCUCAGGGCCGCUCGGCGGUCUCCCAGUCGCAGGGGCGGACCCAGUCGCAGGGACGCUCGGUGACCAUCCAGACGCCGGCACGCUCUGUCGCCACCAGCCUGUCGCAGGAGGCCGGAUUCAUCGUGUACACGCCGUCCCGCAUCGGCCCGAUGAUGAUUGUGCCCAACAGCGGCGGUGCCGUGUCGAACGGCCCGUCGGCCGCCGGGCCGGCCGAGGGCGCCACGGCUGCCCAGGCGCCGGCGCCGCCCACCCACACGGGAGCCGUCGGAGAGCAGCUGCGCACUCAGGCUAACGACCUCUCGGAGAUGAUCCGCUCGUGCCUGGACCAGUCUCUGACGGACCUGGCGCAGUCGGGCGCGGCGCCGGCCGCCCUGGCCAGUCUGCGCCUCCAGCUGGAGCGACUCCAGUGGCGGCACCAGAUGGAGCUCUCCGAACAGAAAAAGGUCACAGACACGAUGCUGGCCGAGCUGCGCAACAGCAUGGAGAUCGAACAGAAGAAGACGGUCAACAAGCUGACGACGGCGUUCGCCUCGGAGCGCGCAGAGUGGAGCCGCCUCACUGAGCUCAAGGUGGCAGAGACCAAGAAGAAGCAGUGGUGCGCCACGUGCCGGCAAGGAGGCCAUCUUCUACUGCUGCUGGAACACCUCCUACUGCGACUUCCCCUGUCAGGAGGCGCAGUGGCCCAAGCACAUGCUGACGUGCGCUAACCAGCAGAGCGGGGGCGGCCAGCCGGUGGCUGUCGAGGAGGAAACUGAACAGAGCGCGGAGCAGGUGCAGGAGCCGCAGCAGCUGCAGCAGGAGCAGCAGCAGGAGCCCCAGCCGCAGCCGGUCUCCUGAGCGCGCUGACUGAGAGCUGUGGGACCGGUCCCGUCCGCGCCAUCCCCGGGACAACCCGAGGAGUGCUGACGGGCGCUCUGCCGCCCACUUUCUGUUUAUUCUGUGUGUACGUGCGGAAGGUGGUGAGCACGAUCAGCUCUACUCGGAACGGCGAGUGGACGCCGCGUCUGAGUUUUUCUCUGUUUACCGUUCGCCGGUAUGCUUGUACUGUGAAAAGUGUACUUUUCGAGGGGUUUUGGCUUGGAGGAUCCCAUUCGGCGGAACGGUUUUGCAAAGUGAGCUCAGAGCUGGUAUGGAAGGUUAAACUUUCACCUGCUGACUUGUUCUCGAAAGCGGACAUACAUAACAUACGUUUUUGUGUGUGCAUCAGCAUAACCUGAGACUCGUUUUCAUCUCAUAGUGCCGACAUCUGCAUUCCACGGCUCCCUCUCUGCCGAGCCAGCGCGGGCUGCCCCCGCUGUUCGCUUGGUAGUCGUGCGCUACAUCGGUCCUGUCACAUUAAAGCCGCGCCGGCCACCGUGCGCGCGUCCUUUUGGAGUUUUUACACCACCGGUCUCCGCGUCAUGUGUAUGAAAAGCUCGACAAUACCGCUCGUUUCAACCGACCAAUCAUGGUUCAGUUUGAUAAUAAACGUCGGAGUCGGUCAGAA
Messenger RNA from Amphibalanus amphitrite, 4068 nucleotides. Its product is annotated as protein kinase C-binding protein 1-like. Gene Ontology annotation, molecular function: protein binding. The record is from RefSeq and is a predicted model, not a curated record. NCBI's taxonomy places the organism in Eukaryota, Metazoa, Arthropoda, Thecostraca, Balanomorpha, Balanidae. The transcript has 13 exons. The coding region runs from base 95 to 3289 and encodes 1064 amino acids.